This is a messenger RNA of Lepidothrix coronata (blue-crowned manakin), 1317 nucleotides long. It is a transcript of the gene ETF1, whose product is annotated as eukaryotic translation termination factor 1. The record is from RefSeq and is a predicted model, not a curated record. Gene Ontology annotation, biological process: cytoplasmic translational termination. The transcript is spliced from 9 exons. Gene Ontology annotation, cellular component: translation release factor complex; cytosol. Lineage: Eukaryota; Metazoa; Chordata; Aves; Passeriformes; Pipridae. Gene Ontology annotation, molecular function: sequence-specific mRNA binding; translation release factor activity, codon specific. Bases 34 to 1302 code for a protein of 422 amino acids.
CCCGGCCCCGCCGGACCCGCCGCCGCACAGAAGAUGGCGGACGACCCCAGCGCCGCCGACCGCAACGUGGAGAUCUGGAAGAUCAAGAAGCUCAUCAAGAGCCUGGAGGCGGCGCGCGGCAAUGGUACCAGCAUGAUAUCACUGAUCAUUCCCCCCAAAGACCAGAUCUCGCGAGUGGCGAAAAUGCUGGCGGACGAGUUUGGCACUGCCUCCAACAUUAAGUCUCGAGUGAAUCGCCUUUCAGUACUGGGAGCCAUUACAUCUGUACAGCAAAGACUGAAACUCUAUAACAAAGUACCUCCAAAUGGUCUGGUUGUUUACUGUGGAACAAUUGUGACAGAAGAAGGAAAAGAGAAGAAGGUCAACAUUGACUUUGAACCUUUCAAACCAAUCAAUACGUCGUUGUAUUUGUGUGACAACAAAUUCCACACAGAGGCCCUCACGGCGCUGCUCUCCGACGACAGCAAGUUUGGCUUUAUUGUAAUAGAUGGGAGUGGGGCACUCUUUGGAACCCUGCAAGGAAACACACGAGAAGUCCUGCACAAAUUCACUGUGGAUCUUCCAAAGAAGCAUGGUCGGGGAGGUCAGUCCGCCCUGCGCUUCGCUCGCCUGCGGAUGGAGAAGCGGCACAACUACGUGCGCAAGGUGGCCGAGACGGCCGUGCAGCUCUUCAUCUCCGGGGACAAGGUCAACGUGGCCGGGCUCGUCCUGGCUGGGUCAGCUGAUUUCAAAACUGAACUCAGUCAGUCUGACAUGUUUGAUCAGCGGUUGCAAUCCAAAGUGCUCAAACUAGUUGACAUUUCAUAUGGAGGAGAAAAUGGGUUCAAUCAAGCGAUUGAAUUGUCAACUGAGGUCCUCUCCAAUGUGAAAUUCAUCCAAGAGAAAAAACUAAUAGGACGAUACUUCGAUGAGAUCAGUCAGGACACGGGGAAGUACUGCUUUGGUGUGGAAGAUACACUAAAAGCUUUGGAAAUGGGAGCAGUAGAGAUACUGAUAGUCUAUGAAAACCUGGAUAUAAUGAGAUAUGUCCUGCACUGCCAAGGCACGGAGGAGGAGAAGAUCCUGUAUUUGACACCAGAACAAGAGAAGGAUAAAUCCCACUUCACAGAUAAGGAGACUGGGCAGGAACACGAACUGAUAGAAAGUAUGCCCCUCCUGGAGUGGUUUGCAAACAACUACAAGAAAUUUGGAGCAACAUUGGAAAUUGUUACAGACAAAUCACAAGAAGGAUCCCAAUUUGUGAAAGGAUUUGGAGGAAUUGGAGGUAAAUUGCAAGAGAAAAAUGUAGGGGUGGGGGUUUAGUGGUUGAUUUGAUAG